UCGGCCCGUCAGUCGUGCCCAUUGUUCUUCGGCCUCAUAGCUUUAGCCUCAUACCCAAGCAAACUCCUUCAAGCUUUCCCAGUACAAAUUCAAAAUCUUCCCUCAAAUUCAUCGCAUCAUUCAUAAAUUUUCAACCUUUCAAGCUUCUUAGAGAGAGAGAGAUGAGGCUACUGAACUACUUGGGGCAAUGGAGAAGCGUAGCAAAGGAAGCAAAGGAUCUCACAGUAACUGUAGCGAAGUUCAUGGGUUUGCUCCACGUCACCGACGCCUACCUCUGCUCCUCCACGCUCGUCUACGGUCCUAGUAUGCUCCCUACCUUAAACAUUUCUGGCGAUGUGCUCCUGUCCGAACACGUGUCCCAUCGCUUUGGGAAGGUGGGUGCCGGAGAUUUGGUCCUGGUUCGGUCUCCGAAUGACCCUCGAAAGAUUGUGACCAAGCGUAUUUUGGGCAUGGAGGGUGAUCAAGUCACCUUCUUUGUCGACCCCAAGCACAGUGACAGGUCUCAGACUACUGUGGUGCCUAAGGGGCAUGUUUGGAUUCAGGGGGAUAACAUAUAUUCCUCCUUUGAUUCACGAACAUAUGGAGCUGUACCUUAUGGUCUUAUUCAAGGCAAAGUGUUUUGCAGGGUGUGGCCACCUGAUGGCUUUGGAUCAUUGGAUUGAUGAGCAUAAAGAAGAUUAUAACAUUAAGAUUCAAACUGCUUACUGGGGUAACAAACUCUUGAAGCUCUGCUGGAAUGUAUCAAGUCCAAAAGGUUUAACAUCAUUUAUCAGGUUUGAUUGAAGUAAAAUAUGAAGAAAAAAAAUGAGGAGUUCUAUUGUGGGACAGGGUUGGGAGGGGUGUUGAUGUUGGGGGAGAAUGGAGGAUGGUAAUAUGUUUCCACUACAGAAGCAAAUUUAGUGUGUUACAUUGGCGAUCUUUCAAAUUUCUUUAGUGGCCUGCCCUGUGUACUUGACUAAGCAGGAUGAGGAGUCUCAAAACUUUGUCUACACUCUUACAUCUGCUCUGGUGUCUUGGUAGUUCUAAGGAUUUCUUUUUUCCUUUUUGCACUCGCUGGUUGCACAACUAGUAAUUACUGGUCUUUCAGAUUACAUGCUUUUCUAGACUUAAAUAAAUUCUUAUUGUGCUUUUUCAUGACCAGGCAGCCAAGUCUUAAAUCUUUACAGAUUUCACCGCCAAUAACUUAGUAAUUAAAAAUUGUUUUCCUCCAAGUCUUAAAUUUUAGACUUUGCUGUACGUAGGAUCUUAUUGAAAAAAACAACUCAAGACUUUGCUUUACGUAGUAGGCUACUAUUUCAUGGUGUAGCAUGUGGAUUGUUUUUAAUAUGAUGCAUUCAAAAAUGAUGUUUUUUUCCGACAGGUUAUAUAUUGUUAUAACAUCUCUUUC
Prunus avium (sweet cherry) is the source of this 1387-nucleotide messenger RNA. Its product is annotated as Peptidase S24/S26A/S26B/S26C family protein. Gene Ontology annotation, cellular component: mitochondrial inner membrane peptidase complex; membrane. The record is from RefSeq and is a predicted model, not a curated record. NCBI's taxonomy places the organism in Eukaryota, Viridiplantae, Streptophyta, Magnoliopsida, Rosales, Rosaceae. Gene Ontology annotation, molecular function: serine-type endopeptidase activity.